Molecule: messenger RNA, 957 nt
Organism: Coniosporium apollinis CBS 100218
Lineage: Eukaryota; Fungi; Ascomycota; Dothideomycetes
Exons: 1
Coding region: 1-957 (318 amino acids)
Molecular function (GO): zinc ion binding
Source: RefSeq, a predicted model, not a curated record
AUGGAACCCGCUCAAAUCCCACGAUCACUCACCAACUCCGUCAUAGAAUCUUACCUGAUACCGAUUCCAUACCCCACUGCUCCCGAGGACGGAACCUGCAUCAUCUGCCAUCAAGAGUACGAACACUUCGAUCUCAUGCCCAACGUGGACAUCGACAGCCCAGUACGGCUCUCUCCAUGCAACCACGUCUUCGGCAUGCUAUGCGUGCGCAGGUGGCUCAGGCAAAAUCCCACUUGCCCGCUCUGCAGGGCCAGGAUCCCAGUCCCGCACUCAUGGACUUAUGCCGAACACUUGGCGCAUCACCUCGACCCGCCAGCUCCCUCCCAACCGCCUGCAUUGGCCUCGCCGAACAUACAUGCCAGGGCCCUAGCCGUCUUUUUCGAGGUAGCCGAGGCCGCAGGUCUGGUACGUCGCGCCGACACGGUUGGCGUCACAGCUUGGACACCUGAGCAGAUGGCCGCGCAAAUCCGCGCAUACGACGAACGUCGUCCCAACAUCUUCGACUGGCUGCGGCAGCUUCCUUCUUCCGUCCUCGCUCGCGCGGAUCCUCAGAGCGUAGAUGUUGCUCUCGACAUCAUCAACAGCAUUGAUCGGGGACGCGAUCGAGGUACUUUUAGCGUGACUCAUGCCGAGUCCCUGGAGCGUCCGACGGCGCAAGCGCUGGCAUAUGAGGACGAUCGGCUCGGCGUUUACGAUCAGCUGCGCGAGGAUCCGGGCGCCGAUGUGGCGCGGCGGAACCCGAGGAGCGUGAGCUUUUGGGAGAGUAUCCCUGCCAGCGAUUGGGAUACACUCGGCGUGCCCAGCCAAGCGCCCGCUCCCGCUUCUGCUUCUGCUACCGUUGUUGCUGCCGCUGACCCGGACCCGGACCCAGAUCUGGACUUGGAGACUGAGGAUGACGAAAACACUGUUAUCGAUGUGAAUCCGGACCAUGAAGAGUUUCGCGAUCGGAUUACCUAG